Tribolium castaneum (red flour beetle) is the source of this 1039-nucleotide messenger RNA. RefSeq lists its product as uncharacterized. NCBI's taxonomy places the organism in Eukaryota, Metazoa, Arthropoda, Insecta, Coleoptera, Tenebrionidae. The transcript has a single exon. Bases 96 to 983 code for a protein of 295 amino acids. The record is from RefSeq and is a predicted model, not a curated record.
CUGUUGGUAAUGCAGUAAUGCACAAAAUUUGACGUUUACAUAACCUUAACAUUUUACAAAUUUUCUCGUAGAAAUAGCAGUUUUAAGCUUGCAAAAUGUGUAGUUUAAUUAGAAAUACGCGAAGUUUGAUUAAACCCCAAUUUCAAUGUGCAUGUUACUCGGUUUUGAAGCAGCCAAAGCCCGAAGAGCCUGACGAAAGUUCCCCAAAACCUGUGGAGCCCCCAAAGCAAGUGGACAACAAACCGGCGGUGCCUGAAGAGAAAUACGACCCCAGGUUGGUUACUAAAGAAGAUAUGAAGUGGCGAACGCCUUGGCAUCAGAAGGAAGCGAGUUAUUACAGCACAUUGCGAACGUUUUAUUCAGAACACAAUCAGACUGAUUUGCUUAAACUUCUGCAAACUCCGAUCAACUUAAGUCCGUCUGCGAUUAAGAAAUGGUGGGCUGAGAAACAGGAAUAUAAGGAAAUGAUGCUCCAGUCGUACAUUCCUGCAAGGAAUCAGACGCUGGGGAAUGAGCUAGCGGCUGCUCAUUUUAUCGUGCAUAGGGGAGGGGCUGUUAAGUUCUACAACCAGGACAGGUGGAUCAAGGCUAAUAAAUAUAACGAGUACAAUUUGCCAAGGUUUUACGAGGAGGAUAAAGUGCUGCAAGCUAUUGAUUGUACUGAUAUGAAUUUGUUCUAUGAGGGGUUGUCUAAUUUGAAGGAUUUGAAACAGGUGGAGUGGUUGAGGUUUAGUGGGGUUGAGAAAUUUGAUGAUUGGUAUUUGGAUAGGAUUAGUAAUAUGUUCAAACAUAGUUUAGUGUAUUUAGAUAUAAGGGAUUGUCCCAAUUAUACUGAAAGGGGGUUGGGGGCUUUACAUAGAAUGGAAAAACUAAAGAUUUUGUGUAUUGACGAUAUGUUAAUGACUGAAUCUUUCGAAAUGACGUGUUUGUUGCUGCAAGAAGUUAAUCCACACUUGGAUAUAAAAAUUGGUAAUUUUGAUUGAACUUGUAAAAUUAGAUAAGCAAUAAAUAUUUGUUUAAAUAAAUUUUUGAGAUAUAA